Molecule: messenger RNA, 1871 nt
Organism: Penaeus chinensis
Lineage: Eukaryota; Metazoa; Arthropoda; Malacostraca; Decapoda; Penaeidae
Product: proteoglycan 4-like
Exons: 5
Coding region: 136-1770 (544 amino acids)
Cellular component (GO): extracellular region
Molecular function (GO): chitin binding
Source: RefSeq, a predicted model, not a curated record
AACGGGGAGAGCAAUGCACUGUCUGGGGGGAAAUUUCUUACGACGGAGGAAGUCAAGAGCAUUGCAUUCCCCUGCUUCCUCGACCGCUGCCUUCUACUCGUCACUGUGGUUCCUGGUGUUAGAUGUUCAGGCGCUAUGUCGAUAAAGCGGAUAUGGCUUGGCAGUCUAAUGGGGCUGAUGGUCGUGGUGGCCAACGCAGCUGCCCAGGACGCCCCCGAAACGACCACAGCCGCCGAGAAUAAGACGGAAACGACCACCACGCGCCCUCCACUCACCGGCAACCCCCAGAUCGACUACAAGUACGACCCCAAUCUACCCCACGAGCUCCUGGGGUACGACCUCAGCGACUACCCCUUCUACGCGCGCCUGCCCCCGGAUCUCCUCGACCCCAGCUUCAACUUCACCUGCGACGACCGCCACGACGGGUUCUAUGCCUCCGUGCCGCAUAAGUGCCAGGUGUAUCACAACUGUCUCUUCGGACAACGUUACGACUUCCUGUGUGCUAAUUACACGGUGUUCGACCAAAAGAACUUUAUUUGCCAUUAUGUCAGCGAAGUGGACUGCGCCAACUCGGAGAAACAUUAUGACAGGAACGACGAGCUCUACGAGACCACGACCACGACUACCACCACGCCGGCGCCGCCGCAGAUCAUCUACGUGGAGCGCCCCCGCCCGCUGGCCAACCGCGUGCGCCCCAACAUGAACCGGCCGCAGCGCCCCAGUGGUCCUCGUCCCGGCAAGCGCCCUUUAAAGCGACGCCCCAGUACCACCACGCCCCCGCCCGAGUACGACUACGACUACUACUACGACCAGUACUAUGAUCAGUAUUAUGACUACUACAACGACUACGCCAACGAGAGGACGACAACCACCACCACCACCACGACUCAGAGGCCCCGUCGUCCCCUCCGGCCGCAGAGGACCCGCCUGGGCACCCGCAACAACGUGGAGGACCGAUCGCGCCCCGCGGGACGCUUCGGGGGCGUGUUCAGCGUGAGGGACCGCCAGCGCCCCAGAAUCAACCCGCCGGUGCCCCAGGACGCCGCCGAGGAGGAGUUCCGCCCCCGGGCCUCCCGCCUGCAGCAGGACGGCCCCCAGAGGCGCCAGAACCAGAACGACGACGGAGCAGGCCAGGGUUCCAGACCCCAGGGAUCAGGGCAGCGUCGUCGCCGCCCACGACCUUCCAAGAAGACGACGACGACCACCACCACCACAGAGGCUGCACCUGAUUACUACUACGACGACUACUACGAGUACUACGACGAUGAGCCGUCGUCGACCACCACCACGACGACCACCGCCGCGCCGUCCCGCUCGAGGCUAGGCUCCAGGGGCAGACCCAGGCGUCCCGAAGCCACCACGCCCUCCACCACCACGACGACCGCCCCCGAGGAGCCCUCCCCACAAGAGCCCUCGGGAGGUCGCGACUCCCGCCCCGGACGCGUGAAUAUCAGAAAGAACCCUGUCGGUGGCCGUCGCCCCACACCGACACCCGUGGAAGAGGAAGAGCCGGCAGAGCCCCAGGAGGCCGCCCCUACACCUCAGCGCAGAAGACCGAGCUUCCCCCGACGUCGGCAGCAAAGCGAGCCCGAGGUGGUGCUUGAGGACGCCCCCUUGGCACCUGAGAUCGAGGAGGACUCCGUAGACGCGAGUCCCGACGUGGCACCAUCAGGAGGAGCCCGGAGACUGAGAAGGCCUAUCAGGCGAGGUUCAGGUGUGCGCGGGGGCGGCGCUCCUCAGAGCUCCAGCCCUGACUACUACGACUACUAGCACCUGAUAUUUAUUGUGUACAGCCACUACCUUCUUCUUGUUUUGUAUAUUAGUUGUAUUUGUUUAUAAGUAUAAAUCUUUUAAUAAACAACCGUUCUUAA